Molecule: messenger RNA, 690 nt
Organism: Hirundo rustica (Barn swallow)
Lineage: Eukaryota; Metazoa; Chordata; Aves; Passeriformes; Hirundinidae
Product: homeobox protein Hox-D1-like
Exons: 2
Coding region: 1-690 (229 amino acids)
Biological process (GO): regulation of transcription by RNA polymerase II
Cellular component (GO): nucleus
Molecular function (GO): RNA polymerase II cis-regulatory region sequence-specific DNA binding; DNA-binding transcription factor activity, RNA polymerase II-specific
Source: RefSeq, a predicted model, not a curated record
AUGGACCCGGGGUACUCCGCUCUCGCCUUUCCGCAGGGGCCGUGCCGCGGGGCUCCGCACGCCCCGUACCUUCAACGAGGGGACGGCGCCUUCCCGGCGCUGGGCACCACGGCCAGCGCCGCGCUCCCCGCUCAGGUUCCGGGGUACGCGGCCGCUGCCCCCGCUGCGCUGGGCCCCGGCUACCGGCCGUCCCGGGGAGCCGGACCGCCGGGCUACGUUACGUCCAUCCUUCCCGGGAGCGGCCGUCCGCCGCCGCCGGACCCCGGGCGGCCCUGCCCCUGCCUCGGCGCGGGGCUGCGGCACCUCUCGCCCUGCCCCGGGGCCACCCCCGCCCCCGGCUCCCCGGCCCCCGCGGCGGCCCCGGCGGCGCCCCGCACCUUCGAGUGGAUGCGAGCGAAGCGGAGCCCGCCCGGGAGAAGCGGUGCGGCGCCGUGCCGGGGGGAAGAUCCCGCCCGCUCCGCACGCACCAGCUUCAGUACCCGGCAGCUCACGGAGCUGGAGAAGGAGUUUCACUUCAGCCGGUACCUGUCGCGGGCCCGCCGCCUCGAGGUGGCCCGCUCGCUGCGCCUCCGCGACGCCCAGGUGAAGGUCUGGUUUCAGAACCGCCGCAUGAAGCAGAAGAAGCGGGAGCGGGAGGCGCUGGCCGCCCCCGCCGCUGCGCCCGCAGGUGUCCCGGGAGGCCCCGCCUGA